AUGUGUGAACCAAAAUCAAAUUUUGAAAAUAUAACCACUUUGCAUGGCACGCAGCAGUUUACUUGGAUGAAAGGUCGUAGCUUGAGAAUAUGGACAGUUAUUAUGGUCACAAACGUGCUAGCAACUGUCGGAUAUUUGUAUGUUAUAAGCGGUACAUACAAAAACGAUCAAAUUAUAACCAGGAUUAAUGCAAAUUGCAAAGUAAAUCAAGUGCCAUUCCCCGCCGUCAGCAUAUGCAACUUCAAUUUGGUUUCGCUAAAACAAACUAAAACGAUUACUAAAAUUUUAAUAAACAACAACCGAACGCAAGCAGAAAUAGAAGAGUUCUACCGCAGUAUUCCGGAAUUGACUAAUUUUGGCAAAUCGAUCAGUAAAUUGAGGAAUUUCACACAAAUUAUGGCAAUAUUGAAGCGACACUAUUUCACUGUUGAAACUAUAAUGGAAGAGGUACACCAGACAUGUGAGGAUCUGCUUAUACACUGCACCUUCAACCGGAGUCCAAAGAGCUGUAGCGAGAUGUUUAAUCUGAUAAAGACUUACGACGGUCACUGCUGCACUUUCAACUAUGCGGCACUCGACGAGGGAAACCUAGAUGAUAUCACAGACGAUGAAGACGUAGAGUACUAUGUAGACCCCAGCGGUAUUGAUCUAAAGACAAGUGGUAUGGUCGUCACGUCUGAGUCUGGCAGAGGAUCAGGGUUAAGUGUAGUUUUCAACGUGGAGCCUAGUAACUACCCAAACUGGUCUAUGACACCUUACCAUGGAGCCAAGAUCCUCAUCACAGAUCCAACAGACUACCCAGAAAUAACUGUGCUAUACAAAUACGUUAUAAUUGGUGAAUCUUUAGACAUCAAAGUUGAACCGAAGAUAUUUCAAAGCGACGAUGAUAUCCGUCGAAUGCCUGUGGAGAAGAGAGCGUGUAUAUUCCACGACGAAUCAGCUUUAGUGCACUCUUAUAGAUACAGCACUGAGACGUGCGAAACCGAGUGCAAGAUGAAGAACUAUGCAGACCAUUGCGGAUGUAUACCUUACAAGUACCCCAGUGAUAAGACGUCACGUAUUUGUGAUUUCGAGGACUUACCGUGCCUUAAUAAUUUGAGAGCUGACAGAACUGGUGUACGGAAGACAUGCAAUCCUGUUUGCUAUAUAGAGUGCAGAGACAAGAAAUACAGUAUAACAAGUGACGUCAUGCCCCUUUUAGCAGACUUCUACCCACCGAAUGUGACAAAGGAUCGUAACCUCAGCGAGCUGUCUUCGCUGCAAGUGUACUUCGCAAAAUCUACCUGCAACUGCUACGACAGGAUGCUCUUGAUUGACUUCAAUUAUUUUGUAGCCACAUAUGGGGGUGUGUUUUCGCUGAGUUUCGGAGCCUCCAUUAUUACGUCUCUCGAAUUAAUGUACUUACUCCUAUCGAUGUUAUUCAAGGUGAUAUGGAGAUCUUUGAUUAAGUCAAAUAAAGUCGAUACGAAUUUUGAGAUGUCUACUCCAUAA
Molecule: messenger RNA, 1491 nt
Organism: Pararge aegeria (speckled wood butterfly)
Lineage: Eukaryota; Metazoa; Arthropoda; Insecta; Lepidoptera; Nymphalidae
Product: sodium channel protein Nach-like
Exons: 12
Coding region: 1-1491 (496 amino acids)
Biological process (GO): sodium ion transmembrane transport
Cellular component (GO): membrane
Molecular function (GO): ligand-gated sodium channel activity
Source: RefSeq, a predicted model, not a curated record